AUGCCGCGUGUGUAUAUAGGACGACUGAGCUAUCAUGUCCGUGAAAAAGACAUUCAGCGAUUUUUCGGUGGUUAUGGAAAACUCAUGGAGAUAGAUUUAAAAAACGGGUAAGUCUUAAUUUUGGUUGAAACGCGAUUCGUCACUGGUUACUGUUACUGAUGUUAGCAGUGUUAGCCUUGACACAUGAGUGUUUGAAAAUGUAGGCAAAAUAUUUUUUAUUCACUGCUGUGUUACUUAAAAGUGGUCCACGCAGCUGUGCAAUGUAUAACUAUCGUUUCUUUUGCUAUUUGGUAUCAUUUACAACUUUUCGUUGUGCGCGUGCAGCUAACUUCACAUGGCAAACAUGGCGUCUUUGUGUUUGCGACGGACUACAGUUAGCAGGCCAGGCUAAAGAGGGCUAGCUGGUUCGUCCUAAUGAGAACAUACAGGGUCGAGUUAUUAGAUUGGGGUUUUCCUUCCAUUUGUCAUUCGUUGUUUGGUAUGACAACACCCUCUCUUAUCCCCAGCUAUGGAUUCGUGGAGUUCGAGGAUAAUCGGGAUGCGGAUGAUGCCGUCUACGAGCUCAACGGGAAGGAGCUGUGCGGGGAGCGGGUGAUCGUCGAACACGCCCGUGGGCCACGGCGAGACCGAGAUGGCUACGGUGGGGCUUACUGGGGUGGUGGGCGCAGUAAGUGCAGUCUAAUACAAGAUACCAUCUCCUCCCCAACCCUUUGGGGCGAGGUGUCAAUGUGGACUGCACUGAGAGCAAUGUUGUUGUUUUAAACUUGCGCUGAGAAGUCAAAUUGUUGAAGUAUUGUUUCAGGUACAUUUUUGGGGUCAUCUUGCAGUCUUCAUUCCCAUGCUGGCACGUUUACUAUAAUUAGAGUUGCAUGCGAACUCAAAAUCCAAUGUUGUAUUUCAGGUUGGGGAAUUUCUUAUUUUACUGGUGACUAUUUUCUUGAAACGAGACCAGUGGAGAAAUUCCUUUGAAACCAAGACAAAUCUUUAUUCUUUUUGACUUUGGAAACCAGUUUUGACUUAGUUUCAAGUCAAGACAAAGUUUACUUCUGAAGCAGGUUUAAAAACAAUGUCAGUUGAGCCAAAAUGCUGCACAGGGGUGCAAUAUAAUUGUGCAUAUUGUCUUGUUUAUGGUUUCAUUCUUUAGUACUAUUUUUCAUCUAGACCAAAUAGGGUUGUUGACCUGCAGUGUGUUGCUCCUCCUUAUAUGAUCAUGGGCAGCCUCUGAUUGGCCUGUGGCUCAUCAUGGGGAAGGGUCAGCAGUCUGCAAGCCAGGGCCCUCCAGUAAAUAACCCAGGAGUAUAUGCUAUAGUUUCCAGUAUCGAGCAACGCUUGAAUGUAGAGCUUUCUUAUCAUGGAUGCAAAAUAUUUUUGGAUAAUAACAAUUAGCUUGGUGAGCCAAGUUCUUAGGUCAGAUCUUCUUAGAUGUUAUUUGCACCACAGAAAAAAGCUCCAACAAAUCAUCCACUACAAGCCUAGCUGUACCUUACGCUUAAUCACUAAGACAAGACUAACAUUUUCAUGUGAUAUGUGUAUUUUUAUAUAUUUGAACAUUGGUAUAUAUUUUUAUAUUCUACAUUAACAAAAGUCCUUGAUGUUUCAAUUUGAAAGAGUCCAGUUGCGGGCUGAGGCUGAGAGUCCAUUGAGGCUAAAGAUGACUGGCUAAGAUGACUGCCUGUCCCGUUUGGCCUUGGCUUUCACCUUACAAUGUGUGUGUGACCUUUACCCCUUGAUCCUUGGCUGACCUAACCGGAAGCCAUGAUGACAGCAGCCUUUUGCCAAUAGACCAGGGGCGAUGGUGAGGAUUGCCAUUGGUUUCUAUGUUGACAGCAAACAUAAGUGGAGCCACACUAGUAAAGAUCUUGCAGUCAAAGAAAUGAUCUAAGCAAGAAAAGUGGGAAUAAAACAGUCUGACAUCCUGUCAGAUACCUUAAGAGUAGUGUGUAUUUCUCUUAAGACCGUUCAUACUUGAUUUCAUCAGUCUCCCUGACCGCAACCUAUGUGGAUAUCCUUUUUCUGUUUGUGUUACAGGGUUCAGAGGUCUUGAAAGAACAUCACUGUCCAUUUGUUAAUGCCGCUAAAGCAUCACAGUGUGAUGUACCGGAGUAAGAAGGCUUUGUAUUGCCUAAAACAGAUGCAGUGGUGUUCUUUGCAGCAGAGAGCAACUCCACAAUGUUGAGCAAUUUAAACAUUUAAAAGAGCCUAUGCUGGGGCUUUUAGAUCACUAUAUUUGUAGCUUUGUCUUUGAAAAUAGGACCAGAGGGACUUUUUAUUAAUAGUCAAAUUUUAUUCAUUUUUGGACUUCAGUCUGACAAGUCACUGCUUUGUGUUCAUUAAAUGUCCAAACAAGUAGGUUCUUUUUUGUUUGUUUGUUUUUUUGGUCAUCCUUGCCAUUUAAGUGGUUUUUAACUUUUUUUUAUGUGCUGUUGUUUUUAAAGGUAGUGGUUACAGCAGCCGGAGCCGCUCUGGCAGGGAUAAGUAUGGACCUCCAGUCCGUACUGAGUACCGACUUGUUGUAGAGAAUUUGUCGAGCCGGUGCAGUUGGCAAGAUCUCAAGGUACAUGUUGAAGUCUUACAUUUGUUUUGUACUGUGUUCAGUUCACUGUGUAUUCAUAAAAUAUAAAUUCACACUGCUUAACUUUUGAAACAUGCUAAUGGAUGGAGGCUUUAAUCAAAACUUGGUGUCUCUCAGGAUUUCAUGCGUCAGGCUGGUGAGGUGACUUAUGCAGAUGCCCACAAGGAACGCACGAAUGAGGGUGUCAUUGAGUUCCGGUCCCACUCGGACAUGAAGAGGGCUUUAGAAAAACUGGAUGGUACAGACAUCAAUGGACGAAAAAUUCGACUGGUUGAAGACCGGCCUCGUAGACGAAGGUCAUACUCUGGCAGCCGCUCAAGGUGGGAACAUAUCUCCUUAUAACAUCCUUUUAUCACCAUGUAUUCUUCCACAAUGCUCGUGCAUGUUGGAACUUUACGGUGUCAUGCUGACAUGCCAACAAAUGAGUUAGAGAGUUCAGCAUUCAUUUUAAUGAUGAUCAGGCAAGCUGUAUUACACCCCAGCUGUGCUGAAGAUAGGGAAGUUAGUCUUAUAUUCCUAGGAAGUCAUCUUGGCCGAAUUUUUUUUUGUAACGGCAUUGGCCUGAUUUGAGAACAGUGCCGCCUUAAUGUCAGUAUAAUACCUUAAUUGCAGAAAAAGGUCCCGUUUAACAAGAAACACUUCUGCUACAGACACUUGGCUUACUUUCUUUACAGUCAGAAUGAGCGGCAGCUCAAAAUUUUUAAAAUGUUGACUUCACAGACAUAAUAAAGCACAGCUAUAUUGUUAUAUUACCAAAUGUAACAUAUUCCUGCCUACCCCACCUUUAACAUAACACAUCUCUGGUUUUAAAUAGUAUCAUCUGUCAGUUUUGUUAACGCAGCCUGGCUGAUUAAAACCAACAUUAUACUGAUUACGUGAUACAAAAAAGAUAGAAUUAAUUAAAAACUGGUAAACCUGGGGUAAGAGAGAACAACCAAAACCUCUUCAACACAUCUUUUCUCUGUUAAGCUAUCGGUUGUGUUCACAAGUUCUGUUUUUUUCACUUCCAUAGAUCUCGCAGUCGCCGCCGCUCUCGCAGCCGGAGCCGCAGAAGCCACAGAAGCAGGAGCUCUAGGAGUCAUUCCAGAUCCCACUCUAGGUGAGACAGGGCCAGAACUAUACAAAAUGUUGUCAUGCUGGCAAGAGGCAGGAUAAACUGGACAGGUCACCAGUCUGUGACAGGGCUGAACAAUACAGCUUAUUUUGAAGUUGAAGUUUGUAUGAUAAUGUCUGUGUCUACACAGUUAAGGCAACACUCAGCUUGAUUUUUAUUUCCCCCUGCUUGUUGAUACAUUGGACCAUUUGUACCUCAUGAUCACACCAUCCAUGCUAAAAAAUAAACACGAUAGAAGACUCACCUAUUUUUCUGCUAGCGGAGCGGUAAUCUUGGCUAAAAUAUAUACAAAAUUAAAAGUUGGGGACUGUAUUGGCUUAGUAUCAGUUAAAUUUAUGUUGAAAACACAAAAGAUAAUAUGGCAACCCCUCUGUUAUGCUUUUCAGAGUCAAAACCCAAUCUUCCCAUGUUCUAUCAAAAUGCUUUGGUUUGGGAGUGUUGUCCAUGCGAUUUAUAGUUAAAUUAGAUGUCCUAAGAUUAAUAAUUGAUAAUAUUAAACUAUGACAUUUAUGCUUUCGUUGCAGGGGCACCACCCACCUAUUAAUGAUGAAAAACAAAAGUUUAAUCCAGAUAUCAAACAUUAAGCCAAUCUUAAGUUAAUCAAGCUGAUUUCUCAAGCUGAAAUUCUCAUUUCAGGGACUCCACCUCUGGAAGAACACUAACAGACAAGAACUGAGAAAAAUAAAUGAUUGGUUUAUUACGAGAUAAAUGAUGGUACAACAUACACUACAGGCCAAAAGUUCGGAAGCAAGGCCAUUACAGGCCGAACAGUUGGUGUAGAGAUAAAUUUGGAUAUAAAUUAGGAUUACUUGAAUAAGCAAUUAUUUAAGUCAUGAAUGCAUGAGACAGCACCAGCCCUGUUGGAGCUCUGGAGGUUUGCAUACUUAAGUGAGACUGGUCCUUGGAGAAGAUGGAGCAGGUACCAAAGGUCCGGGCUGCCGACAGUUUGAAAGGUUUGGUUCAGAAGACGACCAAAGUCAGACGAAGGAUGGGCCAGGAGUCACGGCACACAGGCCUGAAUGCAAAAAGCAGCGCCUUAUCCAUCUUUUGCAUGCUCAUUUGGUCACACACCAAAACUCUGACUCGGAGGAUGACUUCGGGCCCGCUGUGUGGCGUUCAGAGGCAACUUUGAAAUGACUGUGAAAUUUAGGGAAAUUAGAGAAAGACUAAAUCUUGAAUUGCUAUGUGUACCAAAAUGGUUGAAGUUCUAAAACUUGAACUAAGACAAUGUUAAAGAAAAAUCAAACAACGGGAAUGAACCAUAGACUGUAUAAAGAAUGGACAGAGUCUGCCUCCUCGCUAGGUGAAGCCACUCCGAGAACAGCACCCUCUGAUGAUGGGCUGCAGUAUAGGUCAUAAAUCCUGCCUCCGCCAGCAAAGCUUAUGGGGCUGUGGACAAACUUUAGAAAUUUAUUACACAGAAUUUAAAAAUUUCUCCCCCCCCCGUUUGUGGUGUUAACAUGUAGUUACAGUAAGACUGGUUUGUGGUCAAGUCCUCUUUUUUUCUGUGCAGCUCCGUUUUUAAAAGUUAUUUGGGGGUUCAUGUUUUCUAUGACUGACACCUGCCAAGCUGCCAGUAUUUAAUAAACAAUAGCUGUCCUGCAGCCAACACACCUCCUAUGUGAAGAGCACAUUAGGGUUCAGGGACUGUGUCAUGGGUUGUGGGUCAGAACUUAAGUUUUCAUGUUUGCAAAGUCAUUUAAAUAAUCAGCUAAUCAUGUAUGCUUAUUCUAUCCUUUGCAGGUCUCGUUCCCGCAGCAACAAGAGACGUCAUCAUUCCCGCUCCAGAUCAGAAAGGAAGUCUCGCUCCAAGUCAGGCGAAAGUAAAUCACGGUCUCACAGGUCCCGUUCCCAUUCCCACAAAUCCAAGUCUUGUUCUCGCUCCCACAAAUCCCGCUCUCAUUCAGUGGAACGGAAAUCCAAGUCCCGUUCGAAGAGUCGUUCGAAGGUUAAGUCUGAGCGAGAGUCCCGUAGUCGAUCAAAGGAGAUGUCUUGUGAUAAGAAGUCCCGCAGCCGUUCAUCUUCCCCGUUGGAGAAUGGGAGAGAGGCGCAUGCAAACAAGCCUGCCUCCUGCUCCCCAUCCCCACAGGAGGAUGAUCACCAAUCGAAAUCAAGGGAGAAGAGGUCAGCCUCUCGCUCAAGGUCUCGCUCAAGGUCUCUUUCAGCCUCACAAGAUUAG
This is a messenger RNA of Xyrichtys novacula (pearly razorfish), 5865 nucleotides long. The record is from the annotation of a GenBank genome assembly. Lineage: Eukaryota; Metazoa; Chordata; Actinopteri; Labriformes; Labridae.